Molecule: messenger RNA, 700 nt
Organism: Triticum aestivum (bread wheat)
Lineage: Eukaryota; Viridiplantae; Streptophyta; Magnoliopsida; Poales; Poaceae
Exons: 3
Coding region: 69-539 (156 amino acids)
Source: RefSeq, a predicted model, not a curated record
AGAAGGCGGGGGAACAACUUAAAUUUUUUUUGCCUGAUAUGUAGAACGCUCGAGGCAGAGGAGACCUUAUGGCGACGGCGGAGGAGACCGGCGACGGGCUGGAGUGUCUCUCAGAUCCGGUCGACAGGUUUCCCCUGCCGGAUCUUGAAGGCACAGAUUUCAGCCCGGAUGGCGAGGAAGAUACUAUUCUCACACAAUCGGCUGCUGAAUCAAGCAUGGGGGAUGUUGGCGAUCCGGUGCCUGCUCUCCAAUUAGCCAUCGACAGUACGUGCGAUGCACUAAUCUUACUAACGACAAAUUCGCAAUGCUCAGCUAAAGAAGAAGGCGAUGAAGCGACCGGAUGGGCAAAAAGAGUUCGAGUCGGGCAAGCUCCUAUUGAACGUCCGCCUUGUGCGGGGAGGGUUUCCGCUCUUGAAAAAAGUCUCAGAGGAUAUGCAGAGAAGAAAACUGAGACAGUGGUGGUACCAGCUGUUGGAAACAGCUUUGAUUCAUUGGGAGAAGCAUACGACUACUGCAAUCUAUAUUCUUGGGAAAUAUGAUUUGGAAUAAGAUAUGGCAAAAGUAGGCUCAAUGUGGAGAGAACUAAGUGUAUGCAAGAGAUAGUAUGUGGAUGCUCGGUGAGUACUAACUAAAUUGAUCAUACAAAAAUGUACAUCUGUGUAAAACGUGCACUCAAUAAAUGUCUGACAUACUUGCAAUU